UUUGCAAACACUACCAGAUCUUUCCACCAACUGGAGAGCCUUAUUUCACAUUCGUAUCAUUCUCAACCAUCAUUUACGCAUAUGUCUAGAAAACCAAGCAAGUUCGACAACUCAUCAUUCCACAAGGAAGGUAAGAUUGUUUCCAUGACCACAGGCGAUGUGGAAUCUCGCCCGAAACCGAAGCCCAAGGACUCCGAGUUCAUCCAGGAACUUGUGGAAACUGGAAAGGCCAACUGGAAGAAGGCCCCGGCAGCCGUCAAAACGAGAUACAGAGGAAUCUACUUGAUUCUCUUCUCUAUUCCGUUCAUUGUCAUACCGUCCAUCGAAAUGUACAGAAGACUCGAAGGUAAGUCUACCAAGAAGAUUCAGCAAGGAGAGUUAUUGGAGGGACAAACCGUCCGUAAAUAUGACGAAUCAGAAAAGUGGAAGGUAGAAAAGGAGAGCUGGAUGUACAAAUUGUUCGGAAGGGACUUUUUCUUGGAUGGUUUCACCAGUAAAACCAUGACCAAGGAAGAAAAUGCUAAGAAAUAGUCAGUGGGUCUAUUUAUUUACGAAUAAACGAAGUAAUGAGAACUUUGGCCAGGGCCUAUGUAGUUUAUGCAGUUUGAGGAGCCAUACGA
This is a messenger RNA of Suhomyces tanzawaensis NRRL Y-17324, 620 nucleotides long. RefSeq lists its product as uncharacterized. NCBI's taxonomy places the organism in Eukaryota, Fungi, Ascomycota, Pichiomycetes, Serinales, Debaryomycetaceae. Bases 82 to 531 code for a protein of 149 amino acids. The record is from RefSeq and is a predicted model, not a curated record. The transcript has a single exon.